UCUCCAUAUCACCAUCGCGUGCCCGCCAACGUCUCCAACUUGUUGCCUGUGACCCCUAUAGCACUUCCCUCGUGCUGGAAAACACCCUGCGCGGUGUGCCCUCCUGGGUUAAAAGUCAAAUAGACUGUACUGGAAACGGUAGAAUUCACGACGUGAGGCGUCCAUGGACUGCCUGCAGACGGACCGAAUGAACUUCAAACUGUGCCAGCCCAUAUAAUAGAAUCAAUCAAUCCUCUUUGCUCUGCACCGAACAACGAGCUCCCACUAUAUACAAGCCUGCCCCGUACAUUGCUGCGCCUGCGAAGGGCUCCGAGGCUCUGAAGACAACUUUAGAGCCUGGGGAAUCCGGUUUUGUCGCAACUCACAUCGUCACGGUGAUAGAAGCGGGGGAUAUCUUAUCAGAGUCCCAUAUUUGAACCCCACGCAUUGUCUGCCAUUUACGACAUACCAUACCACAUCCAACAACGAUUUCGAAGCUUUUGCUUCAGUAUUCUAUAAAGAACGACGAGCCCUAUACGUCCCCGGCGUUCUAUAGGGGACGACGAACAUACACACGAACCAACCCAUACUUCUUCAGCGUUCUAUAAUGGACGACGAUGCUACCCAGCCAGCGACCCAGCUGGUCAUGGACCCGCGUCGUCUUGGAGACCAUGUCUCCGAUCUCGAAGACGAUGAUCUCACCGACAUCUUCUGUAUCCUACACCCAGUGUCGCUGUCGGCAUUAAAUGCUGUGACACACAUUGGCGACGUCGCCCCUGAACAUACUGUUAGCCGUGCCUCUGCUCCCAUCAAAAUUCGAGGCGGGCCAGAUAUCACAGAUCCUAACACUAUGGAUCUUGCUGAGCAGGGUCUCGUGUCCCGUGACAUUGCACUUCGACUGUCUGCAAAACUGAUUGAUCCCUUGGCUGGGUAUACUUUUGGUCGGAACACUCAGCGCUGUGAUUUUGUUCUCAGAUAUCCCACUGUUGAAGGAACGAGCCGUAUUAGCAAUGUCCAUUUCAGGAUUUUCAUCACCAUAGAUGGUAUAGUCAUGAUAGAAGAUCAGUCAACAAACGGCACUGUGGUUGAGGGUAAGAAGUUGAGAUUCAAGGAUAAAGAAAAUGAUGCUCCUCACAAACAUACGCUUUCACAUGGCUCGCUUGUCAGCCUGUCGAUGAAUGCACCAGACGAGGACCUUCGGUUCGUUGUCCGCAUUCCGCAGCGUGAGGGGAUAUAUGAAGACAUUUUUUCGCAGAAUCUUGCAGACUAUUUUGCCCGCAUGUCGCUCCUCAGGAAAAACAGGGACGCCCAGGUCAAAACGGAUGUUGCCGGACAAGCUCCUGAUAUAUUCGCUGUGCAGAACUAUCCUGGAGGCAAUGGUCAUGGUCCAGAUCAGACUCUGAUUAAUAGGCGUCCCAAAGAGUGGCGUGGCGGGGUCAAAUAUAACAAGUCCCGUGUCAUUGGCAAGGGAGCUUUCGCAACUGUCUAUAUGAUAAGUGCCAAGUAUGAUGGGACUGUAUAUGCCGCAAAGGAGCUUGAGAAGCGCCGAUUCGUGAAAAAUGGCAUCUUGGAUCAAAAGGUUGACCAAGAAAUGAGGAUCAUGAGUAGUAUCAAACACCCAAAUAUUGUCCAAUAUAUAGAGCAUGUGGACUGGGAAGAUCAUCUUUACAUAAUCAUGGAUUAUGUUCCAGAAGGUGAUCUUGGUAGCCUCGUAUCUUCUCGUGGCACUCUUUCUGAGGUGUCCACGAAGACGCUUGCUAAGCAGAUGUUUUCGGCGUUGAAAUAUUUGCAUGACAAGGGUAUAACGCACCGCGACAUUAAGCCAGACAACAUCCUCGUCCAGAGUUUCGAUCCAUUCCAUGUUAAGCUAACCGAUUUCGGCCUGUCAAAGAGAAUUGAAAACGAGGACACAUUCAUGCGCACCUUUUGUGGUACACUUCUUUAUUGUGCUCCAGAAGUAUACUCGGAAUACCUCUCUUAUUUCCUCGACCCGGCUGAUAUUCAAGCACAAGCCCGAAUUAAGAGUAAGAAAUUCAAAAGAUACGAUCAAGCUGUUGAUCUAUGGUCUUUGGCUGGGGUUUUGUUCUAUUGUCUGAGCGGAAGUCCUCCAUAUCCGGCAAAGAGUGGGACGACGUACCAACAACUCCUCCAUAGUAUUAUGAGGGGUCCGCUGGAUAUUCGUCCACUGCAGCUUGCGGGCGUGUCUGAAGAGGGUAUCGACAUGAUCAAGUCGAUGCUUCAUAAUCAGGCACCAUAUCGGCCGAGUAUUGAAGAACUAGAGGAGAGUCAGUGGAUAAACCCCGGAAGUACUCGACAAGCAGACGUUCGCUUGGAGCACACUGCUUCUCAAUUAAGUAUCCAGGACCAGAGCGACUCACUCGGAACUAGUGACGAGAUUGACCUUAUAAACGCAAUGGUAGAUACUAAGAAUCUUGAGAUUCCUAGUAGCUUCAUUAGUGGUGACGAGGGUAGCUCCGGUAACAGCGAGAAGUUUGCUGUCAACAAUACGACAAGCAACCAGCCACGCCUAUUUGGGGAAGUGAAUUUAUCUGCCUUACGUAGCUCUGGGGUAAUUCCACAGGAGCGAUUGAACCUUCCUCUUUCGGACACUGGCGACAACAACACUGCUCAGUCUUCAUUCGUAAAUGUCGAUGCUGCUCCACUUGAUUUUGAAUCACAGAACAACUCCUAUCAAUCUUCAAUUCUUCCCGGACAACACGGAAAUAUGCCACCGUCACACCUAGGCACCGGAACUGCUCCAAGUCUUCUCGGUGCAGAAUCUAUGGUCGGAAAUCUAGCCAUGAACUCGCCAUCACCAACAACUGUUAUCGACGUAGCCUCUCCACAGGAGACGUUCACUGGUGCAGUGCCAGAUUUCAGAGAAUCAAUGAAGAGUCUCCGUCGUCAACGCGAUCCAAACGGCGAUGAUGAGCCACUUGCGAAGCGUGCCAAAUCCUCGCGUGCAAUCGACAUCGAGCUUUCGAAGACCGUUUUCUGGGACGCUAGGGAUAGGUCUACUCACCACCUCGACUAUCCCGUCAUGAGGAACUCUGAGUAUCAAGAAGCCAAAGCUUUGGCGAAGAUGUAUGGCGAGGAGUUCAAGCAUGGGGAGAGUGUAUUCGAGACCGUUGUUGGUGCCUACCGGAGAAGUGCGUCUGCCACGCCUGAGCCUCCAACCCGCGCUCAAUCAGAACCAGUGGCUGCUGGUGGUCCAGCGAAGCUCAACCGAGAUGAACGCGGAUUCAGCGAGGAUCGUGCGGUUCUUCCAACUGGCAGUUGGAUCAACGGUGUUCCGUCACCAGAGAUUAGUCAAUAUCUCCCCGGUCACUCAAAGGCUGCCAAAGCUGCCAGCAAGCCCGAAGAAAAGCCUGUCAUCAGCAAUGAUGUCUUCCAGCCACCUCACAGGAUCUUGGCGAAGCUUGUGGGAACCUCAGACUCUGUUCUGCCAAACCUCACUCUCAAUAUAACCUCCCUCUUCACCAGCUGGGGUCGCGGCUUCGAUAACAAACUUCGCCACGCAGACCGAACCGAUAACCGGAUCCCAAAAUAUGCCUUGAAGCUUGCUCUCUGGCAGCCUGGCACGAAGCCCUCGGCCAGCCCACCCACCGACAAAGACAACGCGUACGCCUUCUACAUCGCCACGAAAGCCAGCCACGGCAUCAAAGUCAACGGAAUCGUGCUGCCCAGCCAUGACUGCCGGUCGCCACAGAAGAGCCCAGCGAAAUAUUGGGGAAAGCUGCAGCAUGGCGACGUGGUGGAUGUGUGGACGCAAGACAGCAACUCUGAAGUCGUCCUCAGAUUCCGCUUCGACUGCUUCUGGGGCGAGAGCAAGGAGCCGAGACGCAGCGGGCAGUUCUUCUCCGCGAUGAAGGAGGGGCCGCUGAAGGAUGAGCUGGAGUCGUUCUGCCAGUGGGAGGAGAGCGCAUUCUUUCAGGCGAAGUACGAUGCGGAAGUUAAGGCGAAGGGGAUCAAGGAGGGUGGGAAGUAGGUAAACAAGGUCGUCUGAUAUGGGGAGAAUACGGAGCAAAAAGUUCGGGAGGCUAUAUUUCUUUACAGGGUCACGGAAAUCGUUGCGCCGGGUAUAUGUGUGCAUUGUACUACUAUUUUAGAGAGGGGUCUGUUGAUGGUUUCAUUUUCGAUACUGGUGGGAACGGAAGUCGACACAGCUCAUAUCAAUCCGGAAUGGGCAUUUUCAUUAUGUUUAUAUGGGGGGAGUUAUGAUGAGCGGCAUGAUACCAGAGAAUGGGGAAAUGGGGGAAGGGAGAAAAGACUGGAUUGGCAUUUGUCACCACAGACAGAACACACUGAAGUUGGAGUUGAGGUAUAGGAGGGAGCGUGAGUGGUCUUAUGGAUAGAGAGGUAGAUAGAGUUUGAGGUUGAGAUUGUGAAGCCAACUUACAGCCAGCAGUCCAACCACAACAAAAUGAAGACAG
Messenger RNA from Pseudogymnoascus verrucosus, 4412 nucleotides. RefSeq lists its product as uncharacterized. Gene Ontology annotation, molecular function: protein binding; protein serine/threonine kinase activity; ATP binding. The record is from RefSeq and is a predicted model, not a curated record. The transcript is spliced from 6 exons. NCBI's taxonomy places the organism in Eukaryota, Fungi, Ascomycota, Leotiomycetes, Thelebolales, Thelebolaceae. Gene Ontology annotation, biological process: peptidyl-serine phosphorylation; autophagy. The coding region runs from base 587 to 3967 and encodes 1126 amino acids. Gene Ontology annotation, cellular component: cytoplasm.